This is a messenger RNA of Saccostrea cuccullata (small rock oyster), 680 nucleotides long. RefSeq names its product plasminogen-like. The record is from RefSeq and is a predicted model, not a curated record. The transcript has 4 exons. Lineage: Eukaryota; Metazoa; Mollusca; Bivalvia; Ostreida; Ostreidae. The annotation marks the transcript as partial. Gene Ontology annotation, molecular function: signaling receptor binding; endopeptidase activity.
UAGAAAUGUCGUUCAAAGUACGUUCAGUCUUCACGAGGUCUGGAAUUGUCGGUGAUUUGUUAAAUUGUAUUUUAUGCAAUAAAGAAAUCAAAAACAGUACUGUACAAGGAUAUUAAAAUUCAUCAACAUGGAACGAUAUAUUUUCAGUAUUUUCAUGCUGUAUUUAAAGAUCGCUAGAGUUCACUUACUGAACUCACAAAACGUCACGGUGAAUAAUGUGACUACGAAGGAGGGUGAAAGUGCCAUAUUUGUUUGCGGACAGACAGGAAAUAAUACUGACUACAAAUGGUAUAAAAAUGAAAAAGAAAUUUUAGGGGAGGAUAGGCGCGUCACCAUAUCGCAAGAAGGGAAACUAUCUAUCGAUCGCCUAAAAUUGCAAGACAUCGGCUGGUAUGCAUGUGAAAAGGAAAGCAAAAUUCAAACAAAAUGGUUUCUUUUGGUAAACACGGUUGGCUGCUACAGGAAUACAUUAGGACGGUUUUAUACUGGCAAAGUGAACGUGACAAUCUCGGGUCGAAUUUGCCAGCCCUGGGGUUCACAGAUUCCACAUAAUCAUAAGUUUGGCUGGCUUUAUACUGAGGAGAACUAUUGUCGUAAUCCGGACGACGAAUCAGUGGGCCCGUGGUGCUACACUAUGGACAAAGAGAAGCGGUGGGAAAGCUGUGGCAUUCAAUUAUGCA